GGAGCGACAUAGGAAUUAGGAAAGUGGGAUGAGAGAGAAAGACAAACGAAGUGAGAACAAAACGAAAGGAAACAGUAGACAGUUAAGCUGUCUGACACAGCCCACCACACCAUUGCCGACCGCCACGGCACCCUUUGCUUUGGCCGCGGCGCCUAUAUGCCCACUGCUUACUGGUCCAUUCCCUAUCAUAUUGUCUCUCCUCUAUCAUUUCUCUUGAAUUCCCUGUCCCUCCCUCCCUCCCUCUCUGUCUAUCCCCCAAAAACGAACAUUAAAGAUGACUGAAUCAAGGUUUCGCGUGCUGCUCUAAUGACCUUGAUGAUGAUCGAUCAGGUGAAGCUAGCAACCAGUGCGUUUUGUUUGAGAUGACUACUGAACUCAAACAAACCUAUUCCUCUGUCUCUUAAAACAUCUUUCACUUAGCUCUAGAUUGAGACCUGGGGUUAGUGGACUUUUUCCACGCCCGACACUCGUACAGAUUCCCUUCUGUUUCCUUCUCUCGUAUAAGCAGUGGAGAUUCUCAGGAGCCAGAAAUAGACACGUAGAGUUAUUAUAGGCUUUAUAUCUGAAACGCCUCUCUAUCAAUUUCAAGACUCAUCUCAAGACCUACAUGCACCCAGGUUAAUCUCGGUUCAAUAUCAGAUUAACGGAAAAGGGUUUUAUAAAUCAGUAUCGGAAAGAAGAGCCCGCUUCAAUAGAUAGAGUGAUGCAGCAAGAUAGAGGAGGAAGAGGGAGUGAGCAAGGCAUGAAGCAGAACCAACAGCAAGAUCAGAGAUUGAAGGCGUUGACGGGAGAGAAUCAGCCGAAUCCACCUGAAAAGUGUCCUCGUUGCGAGUCUCUUAAUACAAAGUUUUGUUAUUACAACAAUUACAGUCUCUCGCAGCCUCGUUAUUUCUGCAAGAAUUGUCGAAGGUAUUGGACCCAAGGUGGAACACUUAGGAACGUUCCCGUAGGAGGUGGUUGCAGGAAAGGGAAACGAACAAAGGUUUCUUCUCCCGGCGAAAACUCAAGGUCUCAUCCACAGAUACCUAAGCAGCAAGCAGCUCAGCAACACAACAUGGCAUCACCACAAAGUAUGAUCUCUUCUAACCCUAUGAUCAGUGUAAGUGCUGCUCUGAGAACCAAGGAAACCGGUAGUUUGGCUUCAUCGUCUGCUAUUUCUUCUGUGGGAUCGUUUUAUCCUGGUGCUGGAUUCUUAUCUUCUUUGGCUGCAAUUCAGUCGAUGAGCCAACCGCAACCGCAACUUUUUAAUCAACCUCUCAAUCAGGCUCUAAGCAUCGGUGGUGAGCUGGGUGGUUCAUCAAAUUUGGGUCUUUUGCAAGAAUAUGGUGUCCCUUCUUUCGGGUCACAUCAGCAUCAGUCAAUUCAGCUAACCCAAUUCUUUGCUAUGGGUGAUAGAGAUCAAAAGACUGUAAACAUCUGCCCAUCUGAUGAAGAAAGGUUGAUUCAGUCUAGCAGCUGGCCUUCUGCAGGUAACUCUUCUCAGCAGAAUUGGCAUCAAAGUUUCAUCAACAACCAUGACCCUACAGUUUCUGAAGCGGCUUUGUGGAGUAUCAACAACCGCAACAGCAGCACAAGUAGCCAUGGGAAUACAAACACCAGCAACACUACGGAUGCUUCUUUGAAUCCAAACCAAUGGCCUGAUCUUCCAGGUUAUGGCACUCCUCCAUAAUGAUCUUUCGUCAGCCAUUGCCGUAAACGUCCAAAGGUAUACAACUUUAAAACUCUAAAAUGGAAAUUCAUUUUUCGCCUUCUCUAUGCAGAAAGCCAUCGAACUUUCAGCCUCACAUGUUGAAAAUUGCAUCUUUUAUUG
Hibiscus syriacus is the source of this 1810-nucleotide messenger RNA. RefSeq names its product dof zinc finger protein DOF2.1-like. The transcript is spliced from 2 exons. Lineage: Eukaryota; Viridiplantae; Streptophyta; Magnoliopsida; Malvales; Malvaceae. Gene Ontology annotation, biological process: regulation of DNA-templated transcription. The coding region runs from base 704 to 1669 and encodes 321 amino acids. The record is from RefSeq and is a predicted model, not a curated record. Gene Ontology annotation, molecular function: DNA-binding transcription factor activity; DNA binding.